GUCCCUACGACGCCGCAGUUGGCCACGGUGGUGUCCCCUGCACGCGCCUUCGUCAGCCACUCCUUGCAGGUCCUCCCAGCAUCAUCAAUCUCAUCUCAUAUCGCUAGCGUGUCUGAAAAGCAAGACAGGUGUUGAAAAAUUAGCAUCUUCAGGGCAAGUCGAGCGGGGCGUGGACGUGAUGGAAGGCGUGCGGGCAGCCUGGGUGCUGCUGGCGCUGGUGGCGGGGGGUGUGUGCCGCGCCACCCACACCCACAGACACCAAACGUUCCGGGGAGGACAUUCAGUUUGGCAACCAGCAGAACCCCCCAGUGAGCCUGCUGGAUGACAACGCCAUGGCCGGAGCCUUCCCCUCCAGCGAGACCACCGAGGAGUUACCCACGCCAGUAGCACAAACACACAAACAGGAGGCAGUGGAGGCAGCCGUAGGAGUUGCAGCACAAGCAGUAGUGGACGGCCUGAAAGAAGAACAAAAGCAACAACAGCAACAGCAACAAGAAGAACAGCAACAGCAGGAACAAAAAACGCAGCAAGAAGAGCGACUAAAACAGGACAAAGAUGAGGCUGUGGAGCAAGAGGACAAAGACUCGAAGGAGGAGGAGAGAGAGAGACAGCAGCACCAGCAACAGACAGGAAUGGCAGACGCGGGGGCACCGGGAGAGGAGCAGCAGAGGUGGGAUGACGAAACAAACCUGUGGCACAACCAACCUGCAGCCCACGACUUUUACCGCUCGUACCUGAGUGUCCCUCGCAUCAUUGGUAACGGCAUCCCCUCUUUCGCCACCCGCCGCCGCCGCUCCCUCCACCUGCCCCCACUCCGUUCACACCCAAUCAAGGGAGGCACCCUGGCCGGCGUGAGGACUUUGCUGGGGCGCGGGCAGCAGCAGCGACGCAAGCGGGACCUCAGACGAUUCCGCAGAGACCUCAACAUGAACGGAAUGGACUUGGACCGCCUCCUGAAGAACGUGGACAUGAAGGAGCUGUUGUCCCUGCUGUCCCGACCCCAGCACCGUCAGGAGGGUUACGGCACGGUGCACUACGCCCCCCGCACCAGCCAGAUACGCCCCUCAGCCCAAGCUCUUCCCUGACUACGAGGAGGAAUGGGGUGAGGGCGCCGAGGAGUUGCUGCGCCACGGCCUGAGAGCAGAGCAGCCAGCUGAGGGAGUGUCCUCGGUGGCCGUGGUGAUGCCUCCCGGCCGUGUGUGGCGCAAGUCGAGUGCCCCACCUGGCUACGGGCUGGCCAGGGUGCCGGGCUUCAAGCGCUCCUCGGCCUUCAGAUCCAACACCCUCCAGGACCCCCAGCCCCAGGCCACGCGACCCUUCCCCGCCCUCACCCCCCGCGACGUAUACUCUCUGGCCGCCAUGCUUGGUGCUGAGCGAGACCCACUCGGCCGCCGCAUCCGCCGGGCCGCCAUGUAAGGGGCUCCACACAUACCACCGGACAAGAACCCAGCUAAAGGUCUAAAUUUCUCCCUGGCCACGCUGUUCAAAGGAGGGAGGUCUGUGUUCCACGUUUGAGUGAAAGCUAUUGUUGUUUAAGUGUCUUUCCCGUCUUCCUCUAUCGUUCUUAUCUCUCACUGAUUUGAGAACAUGUAAAACACCAGGAAUACCCCAACACACACACACACACACACACACUUAACGAUCGCUUCCUCAGUGGUGGUGUCCCUGCUUGUCAUUUGGCAGACACGCACACUCUUAAUGAUGGUGUUCAGAUGGCAAGCAAUUACCGUUCUCCUUGAGCAAGAGGAUGAAGUGUGCGGUGCAUGGAGUGUCUCAGCCUCACCCAGUCAAACUACAGGAGUUUUAAGAUCUCUCCGGGAAGGAAGUAGCUGACGGUCACGAUUCCAACAGGUGAUUCUCAAGACCAGGGUGAAUUACACACACACACACACACACACACACACACACACACAUACAUGAAAAGACCUUAACUACGCACUACUGGAUUCCACCUCGGACACUUAAUCGUUGCAUGCACGUGUAUACUACAAGGGUGUAUUCUGCUAGGUGUAAAAUCACAACGUAUACUUGUAUGCACCUGAAGUGUUAUAUAGUACCUCUUUGGUGGCUCUUCCUCUGUGCAGGGACAUUAUGUUAUCAUGAUUAGGUCUCUUCAUUUCUUUGACCUGCACAUGGCCGUCUGCCUUACAGAACCCUCGUGUACGCCAAACGUCAUCUUGUAAAACUUUUAUUUUUCCAAAUAAUGCAGAUAUUUGAAGACUAAGUACACUUAAAACAAUAGUUACUAUACAACAAUUACCAUUCUCAUCACGUUAACAAUCGCAGGGUAACUUUCAUGUCAGGUCUGCGCGAACUACAGAUCUCAAAUGUUGUCAAGCCGAACUCAGGCCUCAAGUGAGUAAAAAGAUUGAGGUAACUCUUACCACCAAAAUUUUAUACAUAUACCAUACCUUUAUAUAUAUAUAUAUAUAUAUAUAUAUAUAUAUAUAUAUAUAUAUAUAUAUAUAUAUAUAUAUAUAUAUAUAUUCAAACUCAGCAAAACGCAUUUCUCGUGUCUUAGAUGCUUGUGAUGUUUAUGUAUAAGAAGGCAAGAGCCUUUCCGUCGCGUGACCCAAGGCACCGCGUCACAGGCAGACCUUCCUCGGCUGGAGCAGGCUGCGACAGUGUGGUUAAGGGCACUUGUUCAGGAUGUGGCAGUGGCCCGGAUAAACCUCCCAGAUAAAGUUCAUUGCGGCUACAUCUAACUUUAUGACCUUAACUACCUUAACCUAACUUAUUUUCAGUCUAAUUUAAUCUUACUGUAGUUAAUAGGUAAAUUUUCGGUAAGGUACACCGCAUUAGGAGACAUUUGCAAAACAAAACCAAUCGAAUUUCCCACUGCCGGGUCACGUAUACGUACACACCUAACUGACACUGACGCUGGGGAAUUUGAGUUGAUCAGCAUUUACUGACCGACAUCAGCUAUCAAAAUACUCGGAAUGGGGCGACCUGCGCGAUGAUGUACACAAUGCUUUACUACCUGGAGAAGGUUAUUUGCCGGAAUGAUGCCGAUUAGAUUACAUUUUGUUAGUCUCAUUUAACUUUACCAAACUAAUCUUACCUAAAAACACAUUCCUUACCGCUAUUCAGCUCUCUAAGUGGUACACAUGCUGCACUCACUCAGGAUAACUUCUACAACGAGUUUACGAAGCGACACUGAAACACUUGAGCCGCAGGACAAACACGAAGCACGCCGCACGUCGAGCCCUUCACUCACUCCCUAACCCACCACGACACACUCAUCAGCUCUCCCUCCCUGCCAGUACAAUGCUGAAUACUUACCAUCUCAUUCUGUGUCCCUUUCUGCGUCGUCUGCCUCAGGGUUUAGUGUAUUCGUCCAGCCUAGAGAAGCUAAACACGUCACUCACGUCUCUCGUCAGCCAGCAGGAGGAAGGAACAACAUGGCUGGCUGUUCAAGACUCUUAGUUCGGGUUCGGCUCGGCGUUCCUGUGAUACUAAACCUUUUCCGCAGCAGGGUUAGAUACUGAAUCGUCCUAUCUACUAAACUUAAUCAUAUAUUCUAUUUAUUGAUCUUAUCAAAUUAUAUAUAUAACUAUUUCUCAUAGCCGGACUUGAGAACUUUGAUUUUCUAGAACGAUAAUAAUCCUGAAGACAUGAAAACGAAUAUAGGAAAGUGUUGUAGUCGUGAUUAACUCUGCAACUCAGCCUCUAACAAUGAAAUAUCCUCAAGCUUUUCAGAAAGAUCUCGUGGUAUGUAUAAAGCACAACAGAGUAGUGGCCAGGGAGAAUUUUAACGUGUGGAAUAAACAUUAUAUUCAGUGUGUUUCGCCAGCGGAGAAAACGUAGGCGCCAGUUAAUGUUGUGUUCAUCUGAUGUAUAGUGGCCAGUGUUGCUCUCUGAGGCACGGCGAGGAGGAGGAAGAGAGGGAAGGUACAGGGUGAGGGAGCAGAGGCGCAGUACUCCCACCACCUUCCUUCUAACCUCGCCUGCGUCACGGAGUCACUCUUAACCCCAUGCAUAACAUGUACACGUAGUCUUAGUCCAAUACUGAGCUACUGUUCUAUGUGUCUUGAUUCACAGCGAUGGUCAGAGAGAGAGAGAGAGAGAGAGAGAGAGAGAGAGAGAGAGAGAGAGAGAGAGAGAGAACUAUGCAGGAAGAGAGCAGAGGAAAGGGAAUGAUGGAAGCACAAUACUUACCGAUGCAUGUCUUAUAAGCGAAAACCUUGAUGGUAAUGUGUAUUAUAUAGUCCCUGAAGACUGCAAUAUUAUUCCUUCACAAACACACGCUAAACACAGAUUUGACCAUUAUUUAACUAUAUAGAAAAUAUAUAUAUUGUGCAUUUCUCAAGUAUUGGAAUAUAUGAAAAAAAAAGUAUUAUAUAUUCUUCUGAGAUUGGUUAUAGAUGUAUUUAUUUUUUAGUUGUGGUGUGAAACAUAUAUAUAUGAAAUAAACGUCAUUAGAUUUUU
Molecule: messenger RNA, 4428 nt
Organism: Scylla paramamosain (green mud crab)
Lineage: Eukaryota; Metazoa; Arthropoda; Malacostraca; Decapoda; Portunidae
Product: putative GATA zinc finger domain-containing protein 25
Exons: 9
Coding region: 333-1085 (250 amino acids)
Source: RefSeq, a predicted model, not a curated record